Molecule: messenger RNA, 1446 nt
Organism: Nicotiana tabacum (common tobacco)
Lineage: Eukaryota; Viridiplantae; Streptophyta; Magnoliopsida; Solanales; Solanaceae
Source: RefSeq, a predicted model, not a curated record
CUUUAGUUAGUUACAACUACUACACUUACAAAAUGCUUCUUCCUCAAACCCUAGAUUGCUUUCAUUAUCUGCUUCAAGAAAACAGAGGAAUUUCAAGAGCUCUUUUGGGUGGAAUUUCUUAAGGAGAUGGAUUCAUCUAUUUGGAGUCCACCUGAAAAUCAAGAUGAGAGCUGUUAUCCAGCAAACUGUUGGCAGUAUAACUUGUAUUUCGAUCCAUGGCUUGACGUGAUCGAGCAAGAUGCUUUAAAUGAGAUAUCUUGUCUGCAAGUAUUAAAGAUACUAAUUACGAAAGCUUAUUCAGAAAUUGCUGAACUUGAAGAUGAAAUACUGAUGCUCCAGAGCCAACUGGUUUGUGCUUGUGCUGAUAAGGGAUCGUAUGAUAUGUGCUUUGCUGUAUUACAUAAAAAGAUUGAUAACCUGGAAAGUUUGCUAAGGGCCUUAAAGAAUGAGAAUGAACAGCCUGCAGAAACAACUCUGGAGAACAGACAUGCUUCAGAACAAGAAGCCAAAGAGUAUAGCAGCAAACGAACACACAAAGGAGUCAAGGCUGUUCAGAUUCAUGAUAAGAAAACAUCAAAGCAGUUUGUAAAGAUAAACAUGGCCAGCAUUAAGUCUAUAUCUGGAAUAAAGGGGCAAGAAGUUGUGUGUACUGAAAACUGAUUGUAUUAUAGAUGACUCAUUGCCAAAUCUGCUGAAAUCUAAAAGGAAUGACAGAAGCAAGUCACUAAAAAAGCUAAAGAGGGGAGGUGAUGGUUAUGGGGACAAUACCAUCAAGAAAACUCAACUGGCUGGAGCCAAAAGAGCUGCUGGUUUUGCAGAUAUUAGUGCAACUUCUCAGUUCCACUGGAGAAAGAGGAGUAAAUUCAGUGGACCAGACAUCCAAGAGAAUAAAGAUCAGAGAAAUGUUCAGAAUAGGUUGGUAAAAUCACAUGGAAGAACAAGUCACGAGCCUCCGGUCAUUCACAGCUCUAGCUCCUAUGAUGACUCUAAUGCUGAUAAUGUUAAAAUUGUUUCUCCCAUGUCAUCUAUUAGACCAUCACCUUGGAUUGAAGAUAUCUAUAAUAUGACAGUGGUUCAACUCAGGGACAUGGCAAAUCAACUAAAAAUAUAUGGGGUGUCUAAGACUCGGAAGGCAGAUUUGCAGGAAUUGCUUCGCUCUGAGCUGCAAGCUAAAGUUAGGUCAUUAUAGCAAUCUCUCUAUCUUCUUUUCAUUUGCAGUGUUAUGUGAAACAUACAUUGGAAUGCUUACAAUUUUUUUUUUUUUUUUUUUUUUUUUUUUUUUUUUGGUAAAGGAAAAGAGGAAAAAAAUAGGCUCUACAUGUUAAAGGGUGAACUAGCAAAUGAUGUUCAUACCAUCAACUGUACAGACAAACAAAGCUUGCUUACGUAGAAACGUGUGAAAGAAUUUAGCAAAUCCUUGAUUGAUUCUAAGAAUCAGUUAUCUUA